AUGCCUGCAAAAGCCACCAAGACCCAAGUCAAGAAGGAAAUUGCUGAACCAAAGACCUCUCAACAAGUAGAGAAGAAGAGAGAACAAGCAAAGAAGAAUCUUUCCAAGAUUACCAAGAGAGGAAAGGGUGUCAGAUCCCACAAGGUCUGGACUUCGGUUACUUUCAGAAGACCAAAGACUCUCAGAUUGGCCAAGAAGCCAAAGUAUGUGAGAAAGUCCAUUGCCGGAACUAACGACCUCGAUACUUAUCAAAUUCUUCAAUAUCCACCAACUCUCCAAAAUCCAAAGGUUUCCAAGGCUAUUGAAGAUAACAACACCAUUGCUUUUGUUGUUGACUUGAAGGCAAACAAGAAGAACAUCAAGAAGGCUUUCGAGGAAUUGUGCAAGACAAAGGUUCAAAGCGUCAGAACUCAAAUUACUGCUAAGGGAAGAAAGUUGGCUUUGAUCAAACUCCCAUCAUCAGUUGAAGCAGUCGAUAUUGCCACUCAAAUUGGCUUGUGCUAA
Messenger RNA from Naegleria lovaniensis, 504 nucleotides. RefSeq lists its product as uncharacterized. NCBI's taxonomy places the organism in Eukaryota, Heterolobosea, Eutetramitea, Acrasida, Naegleriidae. Gene Ontology annotation, molecular function: structural constituent of ribosome. The transcript has a single exon. Gene Ontology annotation, cellular component: cytosolic large ribosomal subunit; ribosome. The record is from RefSeq and is a predicted model, not a curated record. The coding region runs from base 1 to 504 and encodes 167 amino acids. Gene Ontology annotation, biological process: translation; ribosomal large subunit assembly.